Helianthus annuus (common sunflower) is the source of this 816-nucleotide messenger RNA. Its product is annotated as tyrosine-protein phosphatase DSP1. Gene Ontology annotation, biological process: protein dephosphorylation. The transcript has 6 exons. The coding region runs from base 57 to 650 and encodes 197 amino acids. Gene Ontology annotation, cellular component: cytoplasm. NCBI's taxonomy places the organism in Eukaryota, Viridiplantae, Streptophyta, Magnoliopsida, Asterales, Asteraceae. Gene Ontology annotation, molecular function: phosphatase activity. The record is from RefSeq and is a predicted model, not a curated record.
ACAUUCACAUUCCUGCAACUAUUACACAAUAAUACUCUUAACUCAUUCUCCUUGCAAUGAAACUAGAUCACAAGCUACAUGACAUCGAAAUCGCUCAGUCGAUAACGGACCUGUCAUCGGAUAAGCUUGAUUCGAACGAAGAGGAGCUCUACACACCUCCACUCAACUUCUCCAUGGUCGAUAAUGGCGUUUUUCGUUCCGGUUUCCCUGAUACUGCUAAUUUCUCGUUUAUUAAAACACUAGGCUUACGAUCUAUUGUAUAUUUGUGUCCUGAACCGUAUCCGGAUCAUAACGUUGAGUUUUUGAAGGCGAAUCGGAUUCAUCUGUUUCAGUUUGGGAUUGAAGGAACUAAGGAACCUUUUGUUAACAUACCUGAAAUCACAAUUCGUGAAGCAUUACAAGUUGUUCUGGAUGUAAAUAAUCACCCGCUGUUGAUUCAUUGCAAAAGAGGCAAGCAUCGAACGGGUUGUCUAGUGGGAUGUUUAAGAAAGAUUGAAAGAUGGUGUUUGACAUCAAUAUUUGAGGAAUACCAAAGAUUUGCAGCUGCAAAGGCUAGAAUUUCAGAUCAAAGGUUCAUGGAGGUGUUUGAUGCUUCUGGAUUCAAAGAUAUACCAACAUCUCCAUGUUCAUGUAUUAAGAGUGACAGGUAAACCAUGAACAUAAAGGGGAAUGUGCUGAGAGUGGAAUCCAUGAAGCAUGACCUAAUAAUAGUUUUAUAUGUACCAAUUAAGUUAUGUAAUAAAUUUCCUAGGCUUAGUUUAAAUUGUAUAACUUUACCAUAUUAUAAUGUAAUAUUACGUUAUAGGUUUUCUUCCU